Microdochium trichocladiopsis is the source of this 1308-nucleotide messenger RNA. Its product is annotated as alpha/beta hydrolase fold-domain-containing protein. The record is from RefSeq and is a predicted model, not a curated record. Gene Ontology annotation, molecular function: hydrolase activity. The transcript has 3 exons. Lineage: Eukaryota; Fungi; Ascomycota; Sordariomycetes; Xylariales; Microdochiaceae. The coding region runs from base 122 to 1069 and encodes 315 amino acids.
CGGCACCUUUCCAAGAGUCGAUUUUCUUUCGACCAAGACACCAUACCACGCAGUCCAGCAGAGGCAGACACAUAUUUCAACUCUCUCUAGCCACUCCCUCCUUGCCGUCCUUCUUGAAAACAUGUCUGUCUAUCUUGAUCCUCAAAGCCAGGCUUUCGUGGAUUCACUCCAAGGCCCUCCACUCUAUGAGAAGUCUUUCGUGGAUGCAAGGCAGAUUCUGGAAGAUAUCCAGAGUUUCAAGACCUCGUCAGACGUGGAACAGGAACAAUUGGACAUCCAGGUCAAUGGAGAGGCAGUCAAGACUGUCAUCUUUCGUCCCGCCGGCGCAACGGGUGUGUUGAAGCUGAUCUUUUACACACAUGGCGGCGGCUGGAUUCUUGGAAGCCCAACUGUACAUGGCAGCUUGAUGGAGGAUUUCGUGCGCAAGACUGGGGCCGCUGUUGUUUUCCCUUACUACACCCCGGCGCCAGAGGCUCAAUAUCCUACCCAGUUUGAGCAGUCCUAUGGCGUUUUGGAAUACUUUGUGAAAAACGGAAGCAAACACCAACUGGACUGUGCGGUGUUCGGCCUUGCUGGUGACAGCGUUGGCGGAAACAUGGCCAUUGCCAUGACUCAACUUGCUCAAUCCCGAAACCUUCCAGCAAAGAUUGGUCAACUGGUGCUUCUAUACCCUGUCACCGACACUCACUCCAAGUCCGAGACAUACAAGACGUUUCGAGAUGGUCCAUACCUCACUGAGAAGACGAUGGAUUGGAUGAUCGAGGCCUUUCUGCCCAAGAAGGAAGACAGGGCCACAGCUCUCGCUUCGCCCCUGACAUUCGCCCCGGACGAGGUUCUCGCCAAGUUUCCUCCCACCACCAUAUUUCUGUCCGGGGCAGACCCUCUCAUUGGCGAAGCGGAAGCCUUUGGCCACCGUCUGCAGAAAUUGGGGGUUGACACUGCGAUCCUCAAGGCCGAGGGGGUGGUUCAUGACUACGUGAUGCUUGAACCUCUCAGACACGCUGCCACGCCUCGCGCAGUCACCGAGUUUGCAGCUUUGAAGCUCCUUCAGGCCGUGUCUUCCAAGUGAUCUAUGGGCAGACACAAAGCUCGCUAUAGUUGAAUAUCACUUCUCCACGUGAUAAUUUCGUGGAGCACAAACCUCUGGUAUAUCACUAGAUUCGAAUAAAGUGCACGCGAGCUACUCUGGCUUCUACUGCUCGCUUGCACAGCUCAAGCUGUCCUGUUUCGUUUAUUUAUACCAAUGGGCCUGUAGCAUAAGUCGCAUAAAUAGAUUACGCAGUUUCCCUCGUAUAAUUGUCCAUGUUA